Castor canadensis (American beaver) is the source of this 2189-nucleotide messenger RNA. NCBI's taxonomy places the organism in Eukaryota, Metazoa, Chordata, Mammalia, Rodentia, Castoridae. The record is from RefSeq and is a predicted model, not a curated record.
CCUGCCCUCUUCCCCUAACAUAAUUGUAAUCUCUUGGUAAAACAGGUGAGCUUAGCAGUAACGUGUUAGUUGGUUGGAAUGCUGCCUCUUCCUCCUUCUUCCCCGUUCUUCUCAGGAGCUGCUGCCCUUCUCUUGUGUCCUUGCUGUACAGAACCAUGUCUCCCUUUUUCUGGUUUUAUGUGCUUGUUUUCUUGAAGCAUAUACUCAGAUAAUUUCCUGAGAAGUAUUUGAAUGACUUUGUUUUGUACACACAGCUGUUUGGUGGUUCAGCAGUUUACAGAGUUCAAGGUUUGAAAUAAUUAUCCCUCAGAACAUUGAAGGCAUUGCCAUACUGUCUUCUGGUGUUUUUUAAUUGCUCUACAGACAUAGUGACUCAAGUCCUUUUUAUGUGACCUUGAUUUGUGUGUUUUCCUUUCUCCCUGUUCAGAAACUAUGAGGAUAUGCUGUAUCUCUGUUGUUCUGUACCUUCAUGAUGGAAUGGAUCUUUCCUCACUCCUGCUGGGUUAUGAAACUGGAUGGCUUCUACAGGGAGCCAGGCCUCUGAUAUAGACGAGAUUUUUGGAUUCUUCAGUGAUGGCGAACCCCCCACCAAAAAGCCCAGAAAGCUGCUUCCAAGCUUAAAGACUAAGAAGCCCCGAGAACUUGUGCUGGUGAUUGGAACAGGCAUUAGUGCUGCAGUUGCACCUCAGGUUCCAGCGCUAAAAUCCUGGAAGGGGUUAAUUCAGGCCUUACUGGAUGCUGCCAUUGAUUUUGAUCUUCUAGAAGAUGAAGAGAGCAAAAAGUUUCAGAAAUGUCUCCAUGAAGAUAAGAACCUUGUCCAUGUUGCCCAUGACCUUAUUCAGAAGCUCUCACCUCGUACCAGUAAUGUUCGAUCCACAUUUUUCAAAGACUGUUUAUAUGAAGUAUUUGAUGACCUGGAGUCAAAGAUGGAAGAUUCUGGAAAACAGCUAUUGCAAUCAGUUCUCCACCUGAUGGAAAAUGGGGCCCUAGUAUUAACUACGAAUUUUGAUAAUCUUCUGGAACUGUAUGCGGCAGACCAGGGAAAACAGCUUGAAUCCCUUGACCUUACUGAUGAGAAAAAGGUCCUGGAGUGGGCCCAGGAGAAGCGGAAGCUGAGUGUGUUACACAUCCAUGGGGUCUAUACCAACCCUAGUGGCAUUGUCCUCCAUCCAGCUGGAUAUCAGAAUGUGCUCAGGAACACUGAAGUUAUGAGGGAGAUUCAAAAACUCUAUGAAAAUAAGUCAUUUCUUUUCCUGGGUUGUGGCUGGACUGUGGAUGACACCACUUUCCAGGCCCUCUUCCUGGAGGCUGUCAAGCAUAAAUCUGACUUAGAACAUUUCAUGCUGGUUCGGAGAGGAGAUGUAGAUGAGUUCAAGAAGCUUCGAGAAAACAUGCUGGACAAAGGGAUUAAGGUCAUCUCCUAUGGAAAUGACUAUGCUGAUCUCCCGGAAUAUUUCAAGCGACUGACAAGUGAGAUCUCCACAAGGGGUAGAUCAUCAGCAGGGGUGGUGAGAGAAGGCCAGCUAAAUGGUUCAUCUGCAGCACAUGGUGAAAUAAGAGGCUGUAGUACAUGAGUGCACUAGAGAAAUCAUGUUUAGACCAUGCUGUAAGGCCCUCCUGUGGACAGUGUUUAACAAGCAAACUUACAAGAACCCAGCACAGCUCCCAGGAAGUACCAAUAUCCAGAGGUUGAAGUUUGGGGAUAGGAUGUGGGGGGUGUUUCAUCUUUUCCUUCAUACCACCUAAGUGACAUCGCAACCCAUUGCAGCCCCCACCCACUCCCAGGCUGGAUGUGCCCAUGUCCACACAGACCAGUGUGAUGCCUCCACUGCCUGUGGCUGCAGCUCUGCAGGAAGGACUUGGGGAGCUAGAAGUCAUGGAGUCAGCGGGCUCUUGUUGCAGUUUUGUACUCUGUGGUUUUUCAAUUAAGCUUAAUGGUGUUUUUUAAAACAUGAUUUGGAAGCUCUAGUUUUCUAGAUCUUUUACAGUGUACAGUAUUUUACAUAACUGAGCUGUAUUAAAAGCUUGUUCAUUUACUUGCCAGGGCCCUGGCUCUACUUUGAGUCAUUGUAGAAGGGUAACUUGCACUGAGGUACUAAGAAGCCUAUUUUUUUAUAACUCAAAAUUUAAAGUUAUGUUUUCCGCUUGGGUGGGGUGACUCAUUCUGGGAACAACCACUUACUUAACCU